This is a messenger RNA of Colletotrichum spaethianum, 1860 nucleotides long. Its product is annotated as gephyrin. Gene Ontology annotation, biological process: molybdenum incorporation into molybdenum-molybdopterin complex; Mo-molybdopterin cofactor biosynthetic process. The record is from RefSeq and is a predicted model, not a curated record. The transcript is spliced from 4 exons. NCBI's taxonomy places the organism in Eukaryota, Fungi, Ascomycota, Sordariomycetes, Glomerellales, Glomerellaceae. Bases 1 to 1860 code for a protein of 619 amino acids. Gene Ontology annotation, molecular function: molybdopterin molybdotransferase activity. Gene Ontology annotation, cellular component: cytoplasm; cytosol.
AUGACUGACGCCCCUCUCAAAGUGGCUAUCCUGAUCGUCUCGACGACAGCGUCCAAGGACCCUUCGACAGACAAGUCUGAACUCGUCCUUAGAGAUGUCAUCGAGAACGAAGGUGGCGGAAAAUGGAAAGUCACAGAGACCAAGAUCGUGCAAGACCAUGUGCCUCAAAUCCAGCGCCAGAUUAUGCUCUGGGCAGACCUUGGCCCAAUCGAAGGAGUCAAUCUUAUCCUAACCACUGGCGGGACUGGCUUCGCAGUAUCAGAUAACACACCUGAGGACCGCCCCAGGCCUGGUCCACGCAAUGCUGGCCUCGUCUCUGGCUGUGACUCCAUCACCCUAUUUAAGGCCGUACUGACAGCAGCAGUUGCCAUGAUGUCCAGGCCGGUGGCAGGCACUCGCAACACUACUGUCAUCGUCACGCUACCUGGCUCUCCUAAAGGUGCCAAGGAGAACUUACAAGCCAUCCUUAAAACAUUGCCUCACGCAUGCGUACAGGCCGCCGGUGCAGACUCUAGAAUCCUCCACGAAGGCGGGGUAAAGAAGCUUGAACACAGAGAGUCACCGUACCCCAUGUUAGAGGUGGAUGAUGCCCUGCGACUCAUCAAGGAUUUUACUCCCGAGGCUGAAGUCGUGACUUCCAAACUCGGCGUUAACCUGGUGAACUCGGUACUAGCGGAAGAUGUUACAGCGAGAGAAAGCGUUCCGGCGUUUAGGGCGAGCAUUGUUGAUGGGUAUGCCGUGGUCGUGCCAGAGGAUGGCAACAUGAAGGGUGUCUUCCCCGUUGCCGCAGUAUCCCACGCCGCUCCCGGCAAUGUGAAGGGCCUUAAGGAAGGCGAAAUCGCUAGGAUAACGACAGGGGCCCCUCUGCCGCCGGGAGCCACUUCCGUCAUCAUGGUUGAAGAUACCGUCUUGAAAUCCAUGACCAAAGACGAAAAGGAGGAGAAGGAGGUCGAGAUCCUCGCCGACGGCGUGAAGCCCGGCGAGAACAUCCGCGAAGUCGGGAGCGAUAUCCAGGAGAACGACGUGAUUCUCAGAAAGGGAGAACAGAUCUCCGGCGUCGGCGGUGAGAUUGGACUCCUCGCGGCCGUUGGCGUCGCCGAGGUCAAGACCUAUAAGCGCCCGGUCGUCGGCAUCCUCUCGACGGGCGACGAGAUCAUUGAGCCGGAUCGCCCCGGCGGCCUCCGCCUUGGUGAGGUUCGCGAUACAAACCGCAUCACGCUCAUGUCCGCUGCGCGCCAGUGGGGCUUCGAGGUCAUCGACCUUGGCAUCGCACGCGACAAGGCUAACUCGCUCGAGGAGAACCUGCGCGAGGGCCUGCGCCGCAGCGACCUACUCAUCACCACGGGUGGCGUUUCGAUGGGUGAGCUUGACCUCCUGAAGCCGACGAUAGAGCGGUCCCUUGGCGGCACGAUCCACUUCGGUCGUGUGGCCAUGAAGCCUGGCAAGCCCACCACAUUCGCCACGGUGCCGGUCAAGACGACCCUCGGCGAGCGAGUCACCAAGACCGUCUUCUCUCUACCCGGAAACCCGGCGUCGGCUCUUGUGACCUUCCACCUCUUCGUCCUACCGGCACUGCACAAGCUCUCUGGCAUCGAGCCUACAGGGUUGCCCAAGGUGCCCGUCACCCUAGCCCAUGAUUUCUCUCUUGACAAGGUGCGACCGGAAUACCAUCGCGUGAUUGUCACAGUAGGGAAGGAUGGGUCACUCUCGGCUAGCAGCACUGGUGGCCAGAGGAGCUCAAAGGUUGGCAGCUUGAAGUCUGCGAACGCAUUGCUUGCUUUGCCAACGGGCUCGGAGCCGUUGAAGAAGGGAAGCAAGGUUGAGGCCCUUCUGAUGGGAGACAUCCGUAUGGAACUUUGA